UCCCAAUGGCCCUUCAAACCUCAUUGCUUGAUUCUGUCCUCCGAAUCGCUCCCGCCAAAAACUGGCCAAGCCCAAACAUUCUUAUCCUACGCACGCCCUGUGUUAACGUACACCCAUCUUCCACCUCAUUCCCAAUUCUCUCCCGGAAAAUCUUUCCUAAACCCCUCAGAGCUUCGACGCCCCAAAAAUACGUUUAUCCUGACCCAAUUCCCGAGUUCGCCGAAGCUGAGACCGAGAAGUUCAGGGUCGAGCUUCUCAAGAAGCUAUCCAAGGAGAAGGACACGUUCAGAGAUGACCUCCAUGCGGUUGUAGCGGUCUGUGCACAGAUAUUUAGUGAAUUCUUGCACAAGGAGUAUGGAGGACCUGGGACACUAUUAGUUGAGCCUUUCACAGAUAUGUUGGUUGCUCUCAAGGAAAAGAAGUUGCCUGGAGCACCUUUGGCUGCCCGAGCAUCCCUGUUAUGGGCACAAAACUAUGUUGAUCAAGACUGGGAAGUCUGGAACUUGAAACCGAAACCACCCAAGUGACUGUUUUUCAAUAUUAUUUUUUUUUCUCCAAGUUUUCCUCCUGUUGUAUACUAUCUACUAUCUCCUAUCUAUCAAGAAGAUACUCCACCACAAACUUAAGUUUUAAAAACAAUGUCUGAUCCAUUGCACUUUCUUAGCUAUACAGAGAUCUUAUUACUCAAAA
This is a messenger RNA of Vitis vinifera (wine grape), 690 nucleotides long. Its product is annotated as protein PLASTID REDOX INSENSITIVE 2, chloroplastic. The record is from RefSeq and is a predicted model, not a curated record. The coding region runs from base 6 to 527 and encodes 173 amino acids. Lineage: Eukaryota; Viridiplantae; Streptophyta; Magnoliopsida; Vitales; Vitaceae. The transcript has 3 exons. Gene Ontology annotation, biological process: regulation of gene expression.